AUGGAGAUGGAGAAGGUUCGUCUCCGUCGAGCUGUUCAACUGACAAAGACUGCCGGCCGCGGGCCAGACUACUCAAGCCGGGCCGGCCCCGUCAAAAACUGCACCCCCUCCGCGCGGGAGCCCGCCUCGCCCGCCGCGCCGCCCGCGCCACCCGCGCCGCCCGCGCCGCGCAUCAGCGUCAGCGCCGCCGACGACUCGCCCGCCGACCGGCGCCGCCGCGUGCACCUGCGCUCGCUCAGCGACGUCACGCCCGCCUCGGCCGCGCUCGCGCCCCGCGCCCGCUCCCACUCGGAGCGGCCGCGUGCCUCCCCCUCGCCCUCCCCCUCCCGCCUGCCAGCCCCCUCGCCGCGGCCCGCGCGCAGCGAGGCCUGCUCGCCGGAGCGCGCGCGCGCCCGGGACGCCGACGGCGACCCCUGGCGCAAGAUGAGCGACGCGGAGCUGCACCCGCGCGACCCCUGGGUGCGGCCCCGGCCGCGGCUGGAGCGGCGCGCGCCCGUGGCGUGCGCGGCGUGCGGCGCCGAGAGCUGCUCGUGCCGGCGGGCGCGGCCGGCGCGCGCCGUGUCGCUGGGCGCGGCGCCGGCCGCCGCCUGCACGUGCGAGGCGCGCGCGUCGCCGCGGCGCCGCCCGCCCGACGCGCCCGCCCCGGCGCCGCCGCCCGCCGCGUCGCCGGACCCGCUGCUCGAGACCACGUGCUGA
This is a messenger RNA of Cydia pomonella (codling moth), 696 nucleotides long. Its product is annotated as nematocyst expressed protein 3-like. The transcript is spliced from 2 exons. The record is from RefSeq and is a predicted model, not a curated record. The coding region runs from base 1 to 696 and encodes 231 amino acids. Lineage: Eukaryota; Metazoa; Arthropoda; Insecta; Lepidoptera; Tortricidae.